Molecule: messenger RNA, 2846 nt
Organism: Cladocopium goreaui
Lineage: Eukaryota; Dinophyceae; Suessiales; Symbiodiniaceae
Source: the annotation of a GenBank genome assembly
UUCUUGCUUCAGCCUCCUGUAGCAUGCUACCCACAUCCGAGGGGCAGUGGGCCAAGAGGUGGUUGCAGCGGCAUGAGUUGGGGAGGUUACGGUGGUGAGUAUGGCGACUAUGGCGAUUAUGGCGGCUAUGGUGGCUAUGGAGGAGGUUAUGAUGAAGGAUGGGGCAGCUCAAGUGCCAGUGGAGGAGGCUGGGGCCAGUGGUCUGGGGGCAAAGGUGAUGGGGCAGGAGUGUGGCCCGGUGCCGGUGGUCAGCCCAUGGCACAGGGACAAAUGAUCCCUCCACCCCCAGCAGCAUCCUUUGCAAAAAGCUCUGGUGUCCCUCCGGGAUUUGGUGGCCCUGCAACGGGGCAGCCCUUCCUGGGCAAGGCUGCCGUGGUCACGCCGCCGCCAGCGGUACUGCCUAGGUCAGAUCCUUGGCAGGCUGGCCCUCUAGCCGUUGGCGAGGUCCCCAGCGACGCCCUGGUUCCGGCCGGUGGCAGCGGGCCCAGUGGCCCCAGUGGCCCCAGUGGCCCCAGCCCUGCCGCUAUGGCCUCCAGUUUGCUGGGCCUAGGUGGAGCUGGUUCUGCAGAUGCCCCGGCGAUCCCGGUCCCACAGCCUCCAGGCGGCUACCAGGAGGCACCAGCUGUCGUGUCCACUGCUUCUCUGGAAGAACAACUGCAGGAGCAAGCGAAAGCUGCGAUUAUGAAGUUGCAGGGUAUUGAUGAGGAUGAACCACCAGGUGUUUCUCAACAAGUCUUUGAGGAUCAGCUCAGUGAGUUUAAACAACGUUUUGGCUUAGAUGAUCGCGUCUUCAAUGAGCUGCGAGAUGUCAUGUCGCGACGACGUACCACGUUCCUGCAGGACAUUCAGACGUUAUUUCAGCAACUGCAACAUGCUCGACAUCCGCCUGGACUCUUGCUGGUAAAGCUUCGAGAAAUCAAGCAGCACACACCACCGCCCCAGAGGAGUUCGGAGAUGUGUGGCGACUUCCAGCGAGGCUUCUGUUCUCGAGGCGACAACUGCCGUUUCGCUCACGAGAAGGCGCAACCACGUCCUUCAGAUCAACCUCCUCCAGAUGCUGCUGUCAUGCAAGGGGAGAUCAUGUCAUUGGUCACCAAGUUCAACCUGGACGACAGGAUCCGAGUGAGAUUGAGCGAAGUCCUCACUCGACGUGCGACGAGUUUUUGGGACGACAUGGCGACACUUCGAGACAUCAUGGCGACUGCGCGAAACCCGCCCGGAUUGCUUUCAGUGAAACUGACAGAGAUGGAGCAGGGGCGUUUUGUUGCCCGAGGCGGGACCAUUGGACCUGCAACUGGUAUUGUGGACAAGGUCAACGCUGUUCGGAAUCAGUCCAUGGAGAUGUGUGGCGACUUCCGACGAGGUGUUUGCAGUCGUGGUGAUCGCUGCAAAUUUUCCCAUGGCAAUCCGGCGCCGCCGGGCGGACCGCCCUCCAGCGUCAUGGCGGCGUUAGCAGAGAAAGCAGGCAUAGCGCCCUCUGUUCCGGGGCUGCCCGGGGUGGCUCCGGGAGCAGGAAUGACUCCUGCCAGUCAACCUGGGGUGCCUGGUGGCUUUUCAGCUGGCUCCAGAUUUUCGGAAACCCCACCAACUCCUCUUGGGUUCUCCGACACUGCAGGUGGACCCAUGACUUCGCGCGCAGAGAGCCUGCUGGGCAGGUCGAAGAAGAAGUCCAGCAGCUCCAGUGAAAGUCAGGCGAAGAAGAGGAAAACCAGUAGAUCUGAAAGCAAGAGAAAGUCCAGGAGCCGCCGCGACCGAAGUCGAGGUCGACGCAGCCGUGACCGGAGCCGCGACCGGCGGGUGGAUCGUCGUGACGAUCGUCGCGACGACCGUCGGGACGAGCGCCGUGACCGGCGCGAUGACCGGCGCGAUGACCGUCGGGACCGGCGGGACGACCGCGAUCAACGGGAUGACCGUGAUCGCAGCCGCGACCGUAGGGAUCGGGACCGCAACGAUCGGGACCGCGACCGAGGGGACCGGGAUCGGAGGGAUCGUGACCGUGAUCGGUCCAAAAGCAGAGAUAGAAGUCGACACAAAGAAGACCGUGAUCGUGACAAAGGUCGCGAAGAUGGAAAGGACCGAGAUGCGUCUCCUUCCGAAAAGAGAGCGUCCAAAGAAGACAAGGCCGAGAAGGCUGAGGAUGACCAGGCUGCCGCGGCCAUGUCCCAACUGCAGCGAGAUAUCCAGCAGCAACUGGAGGAUGAGCAGCAGAAGAGGAUGGACAAGCAGCGGGAGUUAGAGCUGCAGCUGGAAAGAGAACUCGAGGCGCAUGUUGCUGAGGAGCAAAAAAGCCUGGACGAGCAAGAGCAAGCGAAGCUCGAGGAGGAAGAGGAGGAACGAAAACAGAAAGAGAAGAAGCGUCAGGCCAAAGAGGCCAAGUCGAGCAAGGACACCAAACAGAAGGCCGAAAAGGCGGACAAAGCCAAGAAAGACAUGAAGGAGGAGAAGAUGGACAAGAUGGACAAGAUGGACAAGGCCAAAUCAAAGGAACCCAAGGAGCUCAAGGAGCCCAAGGAGUCCAAAUCGAAGGAAGAGAAAAGCCGUGAGAAGGAGAAGGAGGCCAAGGCUAAAGAGCAAGAGAAGAGCAAGAAGGAAAAGGAGAUUGCGAAGGAGAAACAGAAGGAGCAGGAAAAGGCAAAGCAAAAGGAGAAUGCGAAGGAUAAGCAAAAAGACAAGACGAAGGAGAAGGAGAAGGAGAAAGGGAGAGAGAAGGAUGAUCGAAAGAAGCGAUCCAGGUCGGCUUCCGUCGACAGCGAUGAGCUGAAGGCGAGGGAAAAGAAAGCAAAACUGAAAGCUAGGGCUUAGCUCGGCAGAACCUGGCACGGCUGAGACGAGUCAGCGCCAAAAAA